Messenger RNA from Aspergillus nidulans FGSC A4, 2106 nucleotides. Its product is annotated as RNA-binding protein. The record is from RefSeq and is a predicted model, not a curated record. The transcript has 3 exons. The coding region runs from base 603 to 1778 and encodes 391 amino acids. NCBI's taxonomy places the organism in Eukaryota, Fungi, Ascomycota, Eurotiomycetes, Eurotiales, Aspergillaceae. Gene Ontology annotation, molecular function: nucleic acid binding; RNA binding.
CGGAACUCCUGGGAACAGGUAUCCGGGUAUUCUACUGAUACUACAGACGGCUUGUGUCCUGUUUUUAUCUUGCCCCUUUAUCGCAUGUGCUCUCAGUGAAGAGCUUUGAUCGAACCUGUUCUUGGGCCAGUCACUCCGCUGGAAUUGCCUCCCAAGUUUCAUAUUCUUCGCACUGUCCAUCCCAUUCUCUACCUGUAUUUGAACUCCGCAGACCAAGAGGAAUCCUGCGCUCUGCCUUCAGAGUGAUCUUACCCCCGGAUUGGAUUGGUGAAGACUUUGUUUUCUUUGAAGCCCUGUUCGCUUCGGAUUGUACGUAUAUUCGAGUUCUUUCUUCCUUUGUGUCUUUGUGCUCCCGAGAGUCUUAGCAGUUUCAGCACAGUUCGAGGGUACCUGGUGUUACUACCCGACUACUCGACUUUUUUUUGCUGGUCGAAGAUAAUGACAAUCGUCUUGCUAAUUCAUGGCUUACGCCUGCAGACAUGUACUUGCACUGAUUCCCGAGAACUUGAAGACAAAGAAAAAAGAAGACAAGAACUGUAUAUUGACAAGAAAAUCAAGCACUCCAUUCUUGCUUUUGGAACCUCGAGCUCUACCUAGUCAAGAUGGCUACUGAGGAUGAUAACUUCGAUAUUGACAUCUAUGGAGAUGGUAGUGGCUACAACGCCAAUGAUCAAGGCGACUUCAAACAGGACCAUGACAUGAAGCAGGAAGACACAGAUCUCAUUCUCGAUGCGUCCGAUAACGCUCAAAACAGUGGCAACUCCACAGACUCCGGCACUAUUCAGCAACAACCCAACGUCACAACAAAUGGCGCGCCUGUAACACAAUCAGACACAAAUAAUCAACAAAUGCAGAAAGACACAACUCCCCAACAGGGUGUGAAACGCAAGGAACUCGACGAACGCCCGGUUGAUCCUGACGCGACGCCUGCGCUACUCAUCUCAGAGUUACACUGGUGGACUACAGAUGAUGAUAUCCGAGGCUGGACACGCGAAGCCGGGUGCGAGGACGAGCUGAAAGAUGUAACUUUCAGCGAACACAAGGUUAAUGGAAAGAGUAAAGGUCAGGCAUUCCUAGAGUUCACAUCUCUCCCCGCCGCAACAGCCACUAAGCACCACAUCGACUCCCUUUCCACUACAGGACAGAGUGGACGCAAGUUCCUAGUCAACUAUACUAGCCCCAUUCCGAAUCCAUUCCGUACACUCCCUAAAGACAACCCCAUGCGCAAGGACAAUGCGCGAACCGGAGGAUUCAAUUCUCCAAACCAGAACAACGCAAAUUUUGGCAUGGGCAACAUGGCCGGAGGGUUCCGUGGAGGUAGAGGAGGGUUCAACAACCGCGGAGGGAUGUCGAACAUGCCCGGCUACGUCAACCGCAAUUUCAAUAACCCCAUGGGCGGUUUCAACAACCCUAUGGUCGGCGCCGGGUUCCAGGGUAAUCAAAUGGCCAUGGGCAACUACGGAUUCGGUGGCCGUGGCGGUAUGAUGGGCGGAAACAUGCGCGGCGGACCAGGCGGAAUGCGUGGCCGUGGCGGCGGCAUGGCUGGCGGACCCAACAUGAUGGGUAUGCCAAACAUGGGUCCAAUGGGUGGCAUGGGCAUGAAUCCGAUGGCUGGAGGUAUGAAUCCAAUGAUGGGCGGGAUAGGAGGGAACAUGGGCAUGCAAGGUGGCUUCCAAGGUCCCAACCAGGGUUUCAAUACCGGCUUCUUUCCUCAGAACCAAGGCGUAGGUGACGGCUCGUGGAAUCCACACGGCACUAAGCGCAGUCGACAGGAAUGAUCGCUUCCAGUUCCGCUUUGACUAAUAUGCACUUUUUGUUUGUUGAAGUCACAGUGUGCUCGUGCAGCUCAUGGCAGGGUUAUGUAUCUCAUCCUUUCUCUUUCUCUCUGAACUGUACUUUUCUUUUUUUUUUCCAAUUUUUUUUUGUUCCUUUAUUUAACUUGGGUCCGUCGGUGUUCUCUCGAUAUUUCUUCUUUUCUUCUCUUUUUACUUUAAACGAUGUUUCAGAGAAAUUGGCUCGUCUUUAUAUGCAUGGGUUGUUCAUCUGUUGCUUUUCUCUUACUUCGGGCAUUGCUCAGGGUGUAUUAAACAAAUCGAUCUCUGUCUU